CUGGAUCCUGGAUUCGGCCAUAUUCCCGCUGAGCAGCCACACCGGCAGCCGCCUCAAAGUCCACAAAACCCCGCACAGAGGCUCCGGGCCGCGCUCCCUCCUCCUUCUGGGCCCGAACGGUCCUGUACCACUCGGUCCCGGAGUCCCGGGAUACGAUCCCGGGCUCAAACGGCGACCCCCGGGCAUGGAGCAGCGGCGGCCGACCUGACACUCGACGGUCUGACCGACAUCCUGAUUCCUGAGAGGAAAGUCCAGAUUUAUCGGGAUUAGAGGCUGCGGAGGCCUGACGGCUGAACGGCUGUCGACGCGACGGACUGACGGAACCCAGAGGACACGCACCUACACACGGACUCACGGAGCCGGCGGCCGCGGGACGGAUCCUCAAAAUGUCGGGAGUGUUUUCCCGGAGCUAACGGGCGGCGGCUAGCGGCGUUAGCAGCAGGAAGCGGCGCUCACACGGACCGUGAGGCGGCGGGGAGUGAGGGAUUGUCGUCGGCGGGAGCGGAGGGGCGGUGUUCGGGGUCCUGGUCAGGAUGUCGGCGCAGGUCCGGCUGAAGCAGCUGGAGGAGCUGCUGCUGGAGCAGAAGGCGGACGGAUGUCUCAGCAUGGAGACUCUGCUGGACCUGCUGCUCUGCUUCUACACCGAGGUGUCCCAUUCCCCCCUGAAGAGGGAGAAGCACAUCACGGACUUCCUGGAGUGGGUGAAGCCUUUCACCACCACAGUGAAGGACAUGAGGCUGCACAGGGACGACUUUGAGAUGCUCAAGGUGAUUGGACGAGGAGCUUUUGGAGAGGUUGCUGUGGUGAAGAUGAAACACACAGAGAGAGUUUACGCCAUGAAGAUCCUCAACAAGUGGGAGAUGUUGAAGAGAGCAGAGACUGCGUGUUUCCGUGAAGAACGAGACGUUUUGGUGAAAGGAGACAGCCAAUGGAUUACAAAUCUUCACUAUGCCUUCCAGGACGACAACUACCUGUACCUGGUGAUGGAUUACUAUGUGGGUGGAGACCUGCUGACUCUGCUCAGUAAGUUCGAGGACCGUCUUCCAGAGGACAUGGCCAAAUUCUAUGUGGCUGAGAUGGUGCUGGCCAUCUACUCCAUCCACCAGCAGCACUACAUCCACAGAGACAUUAAACCUGAUAAUGUCCUGCUGGAUGUUAACGGACAUAUACGCCUCGCGGACUUUGGGUCCUGUCUGCGAAUGAUGGAAGAUGGCACGGUUCAGUCUUCGGUUGCGGUGGGGACUCCAGAUUACAUUUCCCCAGAGAUUCUGCAGGCAAUGGAGGAUGGGAUGGGACGCUACGGGCCUGAGUGCGACUGGUGGUCUCUAGGAGUCUGCAUGUACGAGAUGCUAUAUGGAGAAACGCCGUUCUAUGCUGAGUCACUGGUGGAAACGUAUGGCAAGAUCAUGAACCAUGAGGACCGGUUCCAGUUCCCAUCACAUGUUAGCGACGUAUCGGAGGACGCCAAGGACCUGAUCCAGCGUCUGCUCUGCUCCAGGGAUCGGCGUCUUGGUCUGAAUGGGAUCUCGGACUUUAAGAGUCACGCAUUCUUCAGCGGGAUCGACUGGGACAACAUCCGGUCCACUGAGGCGCCCUAUAUCCCUGAUGUAUCCUCUCCUACUGACACGUCAAACUUUGAUGUGGACGAUGACGUCCUCAAGAACCCGGACAUGGGGCCUCCAGUCUCUCAUACUGGUUUCACUGGUCAGCAUCUGCCCUUCGUCGGCUUCACCUAUACCACAGACAGCUGCUUCUCUGAGCGGCGCACCGUCAGCCAAGGGGGACGGAGCCUCCGUUCAGAUGAGGGGGAAGUCGGAGGAGGAGGAGGGGCGGGGCCAGAAGUAGAGGCCUUUGAGAAGAGGAUAAGGAGGCUGGAGCAGGAGAAACAGGAGCUGAACCGCAAACUGCAGGAGUCAACCCAGGCUCCAACGCGAGGUGGAACCCUGAGCCGAGACAAAGAGAUCAAGAAGCUGAACGAGGAGAUCGAACGGCUCAAGAAAAAACUGGCAGACUCUGAUAGGCUGGAGCAUCAGUUGGAGGAGGCGGUCACAUUGAGACAGGACUUUGAGAGCUCCGCCUCCAAACUGAAGACGCUGGAGAAACAGGUGAAGACACUUCGGCAGGAGAAGGACGACGUCCACAAGCAGUUGUCCGAUUCCCUGGAGCGGCUCCGGUCUCAGACCAAGGAGCUGAAGGAGGCCCACUCCCAGAGGAAACUGGCCCUGCAGGAGUUCUCGGAGCUGUCGGAGAGAAUGUCCGAACUGCGUUCCUCCAAACAGCGUCUGUCUCGUCAGUUAAGAGACAAAGAGGAUGAGAUGGAUGCCCUGCUGCAGAAGAUGGACGCCGCCAGGCAGGACAACCGCAAGACCGAGAAGAACCGCAAGGAGUUGGAGGCUCAGCUAGACGACGCAAAGGCAGAGGCAUCGAAGGAGAAAAAACUGAGGGAACACAGCGAGGUGUACUCCAAACAGUUGGAGGUGGAGCUCCAGAGCCUAAAGUCUCAGCAGGGUCGAGGAGCAGCAGCUGGGGGGCCAGAGUCUCAACAGGAGGUGUCACGACUAAAGGCGGAGCUUGACAAAAAGGUCUUGUUCUAUGAGGAGGAACUGCUAAGGAGAGACUCCGCCCACUCUGCAGAAAUCAAAAACCUCCGCAAAGACCUACAUGAGUCCGAGGGGGCUCAGCUGACUGCCAAAAAGGAGCUGCUACAGCUCAGGGACAAACUGGACAAGACCAAGAGGGACAGACAAACGGAAAUGGAUGAGGCUGUUGCAGCUCUGAAGGAAAAAUAUGAGCGUGAGAAGAACCUGUUGACAGAAGACAACCGUAAACUGACAGCUGAGACUGAUAAGCUGUGUACAUUUGUGGACAAACUGACUGCUCAGAAUCGUCAGCUUGAAGAUGACCUGCAGGAUCUGUCAGCUAAGAAGGAGAGCGUGGCCCACUGGGAGGCUCAGAUAGCAGAGAUCAUCCAGUGGGUGAGCGAUGAGAAGGACGCUCGAGGUUACCUUCAGGCGCUGGCCACCAAGAUGACGGAGGAGCUGGAGACGCUGCGGAGCUCCAGUCUUGGAACCAGACCUCUGACAGAGACGGGGAUGGCCACACCCCCCAAGAAGCCCUGGCCUCCUAUUGGUGGGGACAGGAGGGAUCCACUGUGGAAGGUGCGUCGCAGUCAGAAGUUAGACAUGUCGGCUCGCCUGGAGCUGCAGUCGGCGCUGGAUGCAGAGAUUCGAGCCAAGCAGCUGGUCCAUGAUGAACUGCGCAAGGUCAAGGCCAACAACAUUGCUCUGGAAAGUAAGCUGAAGGAGUCUGAGGAGAGGAGCAGGGAGACGUUGGAUCAGUUGGAGGCUCUGAAGAAGGAGGUGGAGGAGAGCCGAUCCCGCUCAGACAAAGGUCUGAAGCUUCCAGAUUUCCAGGACUCCAUCUUUGAAUAUUUCAACACCUCACCUCUGGCUCCUGAUCUCACCUUCAGAGCGUCAGUUUGCUCUGCCUCCUCGCUCCUUGCUUUCUGGGAAGAAUCCACAGAUAUAGACACCACUCCCCAGAAGUCCGAGACCACCACACCGUCGCCCUCAGAGCUACAGGAAGUGAAGACGCCAUCAGUCCCGGCUAGCCCCUCCCCCACCUAUCAGAGUUCAUCUCUGACCACACCAAAGCCCAAAGCUCAUCAGCUGAGCAUCAAGACGUUCAGCAGCCCGACCCAGUGCACACACUGCACCUCACUGAUGGUGGGCCUCAUCCGACAGGGAUACGCCUGUGAAGUGUGCUCCUUCAUCUGUCACGUUUCCUGUAAAGACCACGCCCCCCUGGUUUGUCCAAUCCCAGCAGACCAGGCUAAGAGGCCGCAGGGUAUCGACGUCCAGAGAGGAAUUGGCACUGCCUACAAGGGCUAUGUCAGGAUCCCGAAACCCAGUGGGGUGAAGAAGGGCUGGCAGAGAGCCUUCGCUGUCGUAUCAGACUGUAAACUGUUCCUGUAUGACAUUCCGGAGGGGAAAUCUACUCAGCCGGGGGCGGUGGCCAGCCUGGUCCUUGACCUCAGGGACGAGGAGUUCUCUGUCAGCUCCGUAUUGGCUUCCGAUGUAAUCCAUGCUACCAGGAAAGAUGUCCCAUGCAUCUUCAGGGUGACGUCAUCUCCACUGAACUCGCCGCUGUGCUCAGUGUCUUUGCUGGUUCUGGCUGAAAGUGAGGUGGAGAAAAGGAAGUGGGUUCGGAUCUUGGAGAGUCUGCAGAACAUCCUGACGAAGAACCUGCUGAAGAGCCAACAGGUCCAUGUCCCACAGGAGGCCUAUGACGCCUCACUGCCGCUCAUCAAGACAACACUGUCGGCCGCUGUGCUAGAUCGAGAGAGGAUUGUCCUGGGAACUGAAGAUGGUCUGUUCGUGGUAGAAGUGACCAGAGAUGUAAUUGUACGAGCAGCCGACAGUAAGAAGGUUUAUCAGAUCGACCUUAUCCCGAAGGAGAAGAUCCUUGCUCUGCUGUGCGGUCGGAACCGUCAUGUCCACCUCCACCCCUGGGGGGUGCUGGAGGGUGCUGAGUCCUCCUUUGACAUCAAACUGGCUGACACCAAAGGCUGCCAGGCCCUGACCACAGGGGUCCUCCGACCUGGAGGCCCCGCAUGCCUGCUGGCUGCUGUCAAACGCCAGGUGCUGUGUUACGAGAUCACCCGGUCCAAGCCUCAUCAUAAGAAGUUGUGGGAAGUCCAGGCUCCAGGGGUGGUCCAGUGGUUGGGGAUGGUUAGGGAGCGCCUGUGUGUUGGGUACCCUUCGGGCUUUGCGCUGCUGGCCCUGCAAGGCGAGUCGUCCCCCAUUAGCCUGGUGGGUCCAGCUGAUCCAUCACUGGCCUUCCUGGCCCAGCAGCCCCUGGACGCUCUGCACGCCCUGGAAGUGGGAUCCAGCGAACUGCUGCUCUGCUUCAGCCAGCUCGGCAUCUACGUGGACGGACAGGGACGCCGUUCCAGAACCCAGGAGCUGAUGUGGCCUGCCACACCACUCGCAUGCAGCUCGAACUCGUCCCACCUGACAGUAUAUAGUGAAUAUGGAGUUGACGUCUUUGAUAUUCACACCACAGAGUGGGUUCAGACCAUCUCCCUCCGCAAGAUCAGACCUCUGAAUGUUGAAGGGACAUUAAACCUGCUGAGCUCAGAACCUCCUCGUCUGAUCUACUUCAGCAACACCUCAUCAGAAGGUGAUCUCACCAUCCCAGAGACGUCAGAUCACAGCAGAAAGCUGAUGGUUCGUACUCGCAGUAAAAGGAAGUUCCUCUUUAAGGUCCCUGAAGAGGAGCGUCUCCAGCAGAGAAGGGAGAUGUUGCGGGAUCCGGAGCUGCGGUCAAAGAUGAUUUCCAAUCCAACCAACUUUAACCACGUGGCUCACAUGGGACCAGGAGACGGGAUGCAGGUUCUCAUGGACCUCCCUCUGAGUGUGAUGCCUUCCUCUCAGGAUGACGCAGUUAAAGAGAAGCCCCGCCCACUGUCCAGUAUUUCCCGGCAACAGAAGAGCAAGACCCACAUCACCCGCACAGCGUCGGAUUUUGGGGGAGGAGCUUCGUCUCGCCUCAGAGAUGAGCCUGACCAAGACCCGGACCGAGAGCCGGACUCCGACUCCACCAAACAUUCAACUCCCUCCAAUUCGUCCAAUCCCAGCAGCCCCCCCUCCCCCAACUCCCCCCAUCGCAGUCAGCUGACCCUGGACAGCCUGGACACUGACCCCUGAGGCCCCGCCCACCACCCCUACACCUGAGGGGGGAGGGGACAGGUGACAGAUGGACUGCAUUUUAGAUUUUAAUUAGAUUUUAUUUUGGCGGGGCAAGCCUGUGCUUCCUGCUGCUUUUAAUAAAUAACUUUGUUUGGAUUUUACCUGCUGGAAGCCCCGCCCCCUCAUUUUAACCAGGUAUUAUUGUUGACGGGAAACGCUGCUGCAGCUGCUUUGUUUGACCUUCGAACCUUUGGUGUGUUUGGCUCUGUGGGACCACGCUGCUGCUGUCAGUCACUCUUCUUCUUCUUUAUUCAAUAAGUUUCACUCAAACGGGAGGUCUCGCUCUGUCUCCAUUAGCGGAGCCGGACGGGAGGUCUCACUCUGAUGAAAAAAAACACUGUAUUAAUUUUAAAGCUGACUUUUGUUUAAGUUGCACAUUGUUGUUGUAGCCUGAGGAGAAAAUAUCUUUGAUUUGUGUCAGUGAUGAUCUUUCCUGUUGCACCACCCACCCCAACCCCCACCCCACCCUCUGACCUUUGACCCCAGAGGUCAGGAGGAAGGGGUGGUCCUGAACACUACUGCUUUGUUUCUUUGAAAUCACAGUUAAAGGAUCUUUGUAAUUAAAUAUAAUGUUAGCAGCCAAACAAACAAUAAAAGAAUCUGACAAGAGG
Molecule: messenger RNA, 6361 nt
Organism: Sphaeramia orbicularis (orbiculate cardinalfish)
Lineage: Eukaryota; Metazoa; Chordata; Actinopteri; Kurtiformes; Apogonidae
Gene: cdc42bpb
Product: CDC42 binding protein kinase beta (DMPK-like)
Exons: 39
Coding region: 534-5708 (1724 amino acids)
Biological process (GO): peptidyl-threonine phosphorylation; actomyosin structure organization
Cellular component (GO): cytoskeleton; cytoplasm
Molecular function (GO): protein serine/threonine kinase activity; ATP binding
Source: RefSeq, a predicted model, not a curated record